AUGGCUAAAUACUCUCAUGAAUCUACCUUUGAGGCUGCUUGCGAAGACGGCCGCCUACCAGGAGUUACCCUUGUCGCGGCCGAUGUUACGGGCAAGUUCAAGUACAAGAAAGCGUUUAGCAAGUACGCAUACGGGGAGGCAAUCGCUACGGAUAGCGUGAUAUGGAUAGCUUCGUGUACCAAACUCAUGUCAACCGUCGCCGUGAUGCAGCGAGUUGAACAAGGGAAGAUCAGCUUAGACGAGGAUGUUGGGAGGAUACUCCCGGAACUCAACGACCUCAAGGUCCUGGCCGGAUUCGAUGGAGAAAGGAAGCUAGAAUAUGAAGGAAGACUCCUCCUCACACAUAGCUCUGGACUUACUGCACCGAUGUUUGAUCCCAAACUUCAACAGCUGGCACAAUUCAGGGGCCCUCCUGAAAAGCCCCUCGAUCCUGUCGUGACUGAGUUUUCUGAGCCUUUAGCUGGUAAACUCGUUGAACGGAUCUCCGACGUUUCUCUCGAAGAGUAUAUGCGCGUUCAUAUAUGGGGUCCGCUGGACAUGCAGCACGUGUCCUUCUAUCCUGACUCUAUCUCGGAGGUGAAGGCACGUAAAAUAGGGAUGAGCGGUAAGGAUGAAAACGGAAAGCUAGUUCCUAUUGACACCAUAAGAACGUUCGGCGAAAAGAAAGAUAUAUAUGGAGGCGGAGCGGGUUUUGGGUCUGCGAAGAGUUACGUGAAGCUCCUACAGACCCUAUGCGCAAACGACGGCAACGCUCUGAAGAAGACAGUGGAUGAAAUGUUCCGGCCGCAGCCCAGUCCCGAGGCUAAUACGGCCUUCAAAACAAUGAUUUUGGAUUGGGGUCUUGGCGGGGAGAUCGGUACCAGAGAUGAAGUUAGUAGGAGAAAGGCUGGGACUUUGUCGUGGGGCGGCUUGCCGAAUCUGAUCUGGUGGAUCGAUAGAGAGGCCGGUUUCUGCGGUACUCUCUUCAUAAGUGUUAUGCUGAUGGGUGAUGAGCUGGUCAACAAAUUGAUCGCGGAUUUUGAGCUAGCGAUCUAUGAGCGGUAUGAAGAGUUGAAGAAGUAA
Molecule: messenger RNA, 1062 nt
Organism: Annulohypoxylon maeteangense
Lineage: Eukaryota; Fungi; Ascomycota; Sordariomycetes; Xylariales; Hypoxylaceae
Product: beta-lactamase family protein
Exons: 4
Coding region: 1-1062 (353 amino acids)
Source: RefSeq, a predicted model, not a curated record